Limulus polyphemus (Atlantic horseshoe crab) is the source of this 358-nucleotide messenger RNA. RefSeq lists its product as uncharacterized. The record is from RefSeq and is a predicted model, not a curated record. Lineage: Eukaryota; Metazoa; Arthropoda; Merostomata; Xiphosura; Limulidae. The annotation marks the transcript as partial. The transcript is spliced from 2 exons.
GAGUAGUUGUUUAUAAUCAGUUAACAUGGUUGUAGUCCUAGUAGUUUUGUGUGAUUUUCUGUUCUAUUAUAACUUGCAGGUGGUUGGACUUACUGAGACCCAUGCUAAGGCUUCAAAGGAAGUCCAAGAAAAACAUUCUGCAGAAAUAGAAACACUAAAACAACAACACCACAAACUAUUAGAAGAACUUGAAAAGGACUAUACAGUUCGUCUGAAAGAUGUGGAACAGAGUCACAAAGUCAUGAUCAUGUCCUUAAAAGAACAGAAUGACAAGUUUCACCAGCAACUUGAAGAAUUGGAGCAAGAGAAGCAGUCUAUUGAAGAAACAUUGAAACAAGACACAGAUUCAAAAAUCCAG